AUGGAUGGAAACGGUGAGCGCGGUGGUCCAAAAGAGGCUCCAAAUAACACGGAGAUGCUUCUCGCUCUGCUGUCUCACAGUGAGGAGCUACGGAAAGAGAUCCCGGUGUGUGCGGGCUGUAAUCAGCACAUCGUGGACCGUUUCAUCCUCAAAGUGUUGGACCGUCACUGGCACAGCAAGUGUCUGAAGUGCAGCGACUGCCAGGCGCAGCUGGCGGAGAAAUGCUUCAGCAGAGGAGACAGCGUGUACUGCAAGGACGACUUCUUCAAGAGAUUCGGGACCAAGUGCGCAGCGUGUCAGCAGGGCAUCCCGCCCACACAGGUGGUGAGGAGGGCGCAGGACUUCGUCUAUCACCUGCACUGCUUCGCCUGCAUCGUGUGCAAGAGGCAGCUGGCCACGGGAGACGAGUAUUACCUGAUGGAGGACAGCAGGCUGGUGUGUAAGGCCGACUACGAGACCGCCAAGCAGCGAGAGGCAGACUCGACUGCAAAAAGGCCGAGAACAACCAUCACAGCCAAACAGCUUGAGACGCUAAAGAACGCUUACAAUAACUCCCCCAAACCCGCCCGCCACGUCAGGGAACAGCUCUCAUCAGAGACGGGGCUGGAUAUGCGGGUUGUGCAGGUUUGGUUCCAGAACAGGCGAGCCAAAGAGAAAAGGCUGAAAAAAGACGCCGGGCGGCAGAGGUGGGGGCAGUACUUCCGCAACAUGAAGAGGUCGCGAGGUAGCUCCAAGUCUGACAAGGACAGUAUCCAGGAGGAGGGCAUGGACAGUGAUGCUGAGGUGUCCUUUACAGAUGAACCACCAAUGUCCGAGCUCAGCCUCACUAACGGCAUCUACAGCAGCCUGAGCGAGUCCUCUCCAGGCAUGGGGGGGCCGCCAGGGGGGCAAAACCACGGCUCCUUCCCUCUGGAGCACGGCGCCCUCCCUUCUCAGGACCAGUUCCAUGACAUCCGAUCUAACAGCCCCUACGGCCUCCCUCAGUCGCCGGGUUCCCUGCAAGCACUUCCAAGACACCAGCCUCUCAUCUCCAGCCUGGUCUACCCUGACUCUGCCCUGUCGAUCAUGACCCAGGGGGGCACGGCUGGGAUCAACCCUGCGGUGAGGGUCUCUAUGGGAGCCGCUAAUGGCCCCAGUUCGGACCUGUCCACCGGCAGCAGUGGAGGAUACCCAGACUUUCCUGCCAGUCCUGCAUCCUGGUUAGAUGAAGUAGACCAUGGGCAGUUUUGAUUGGUUAUUGACAAAAAAAAAAAAAAAGACUAUUUUUUUUUAGUUUUCUGUGUCUUCUUUUGGAUUUUAGGAAUUGGGAAAUAGUCAAACUGGCCAGUGAGUGUGUAAUGGACUAGACUCUCCUUGGAAUCCACCAAUAUCUGAUGAAAAGGACCAUAGAUGAUGUGUGAUCUGAAUGGAGAGAUUGUCCGUUAUUUAAAGCACUUGGCCUUACAAUAGUCAUUAGGUUGUAAAAUCUUGUUUAAAGCAAGAAAUCCGUCCAAUUAUUUAAUUUUAAACACUUUUUCAGGACAUUGUAGAGACUGACCUGAGAUCCAGGAUGUUUUGGACAUUGACUUUUUGGGUUUCCACCAACUCCCGCUCUUUAUUCUCAUUAGCUUUUUUUUUUUUUUCUACACUGUGUUCAGGUGCAGAAUUGAGUUCUUCAAAUGUCUGGUUGUUGCCAAAUGUCUAUAUAUAUAUAAAUAUAAUGGUUUAUCAUUGUGGAGACUUUAUUUUUAUACAAAUCCCUUCUUGGACACGAAGAAGAAACCCAGAUACGAGGACUUUGUACAUUCUAAAACAGGGAUAUAGGCAUAAAUGUAGAUGUUGUCUUACAUGGUACCUAGGGGUCCAAUUACUUCUAUGCAUUUGUGUGUUUCUCAGAUGUAUCUCGUUCGUUUUGUUCUGCCUAAAAAAAACAACCUCGGAGGAAGAAUGAGCUGUAGCAUUCGGGGGGUUGUGAUUGUAUAUGUUUGUUUAUGUGGAAAAUGUUUUAUGUCUUA
Messenger RNA from Labrus bergylta (ballan wrasse), 1994 nucleotides. It is a transcript of the gene lhx3, whose product is annotated as LIM homeobox 3. The record is from RefSeq and is a predicted model, not a curated record. Gene Ontology annotation, cellular component: nucleus. Gene Ontology annotation, molecular function: RNA polymerase II transcription regulatory region sequence-specific DNA binding; DNA-binding transcription factor activity, RNA polymerase II-specific; zinc ion binding. Gene Ontology annotation, biological process: neuron differentiation; regulation of transcription by RNA polymerase II. Lineage: Eukaryota; Metazoa; Chordata; Actinopteri; Labriformes; Labridae.